Molecule: messenger RNA, 2022 nt
Organism: Rotaria sp. Silwood1
Lineage: Eukaryota; Metazoa; Rotifera; Eurotatoria; Philodinida; Philodinidae
Source: the annotation of a GenBank genome assembly
AUGGCCAAUGGAAUGAAAAAACCAUUUUCAACUGUAUUAACACGUCAGAUACCUCAUAUACGUCUUCAUGAUGAUGGAAAUAUAGAAACACGAUAUGAAAUUUUAAAUAAAUUAGGUGAAGGUUCAUUUGGAACUGUAUCUCGUGUUAAAAAUAAAGAAAAUGAUUUAUUUUAUGCCUUGAAAACAAUUACAAAAAAACCUGGCAAUAAAUCUAAAGCAUCAAUUCUUGAUAAUGAAGUAAAAUUAUUAACAGAAGUUAAUCAUGCCAAUCUUAUUCAACUUCAUGAAGUAUUAGAAUCAUCUCAAAAACUUUAUUUAGUUGUUGAAUUAUGUGAAGGUGGUGAAUUAGGUGGAUGUGUUAAAAAGAUUGGUCCAUUACCUGAAGAAACAGUUAAACAAAUAAUGUCAAAAUUAAUAAGUGCAUUACAUUAUCUUCAUAAAAUGAAUAUUGUACAUCGUGAUCUUAAAUUAGAAAAUAUUUUAUUAAAAAAUUCUCCAAUAAAUAAAACUGAUGAAUUUGAUAUUCGAGUUACUGAUUUUGGAUUAAGUUCAAAACAAAGUAUUACUUCUACAGAUUCACUUUUUUAUGAUUAUUGUGGUACGCCACUUUAUAUGGCACCAGAAAUAUUGGAAAAUAAAAAUUAUAGUGCACUUUGUGAUGUAUGGGCUAUGGGAGUUAUUAUGUAUUAUUUAAUUUGUGGUCGUCAUCCUUAUGUUUCUAAUGAUGAAAGACGUUUACUUGAAAUAAUUCGUUCACAAAAACUUCGAUUUGAUUCGGAAAAAUUUCGAAAUAUUUCAUCUGAAGGUCUUGACUUUUUACAAGGAAUGCUUGUUUAUGAUACAGUUCAUCGUCGAACAAUGGGUGAAUUAAUUGUACAUCCGUGGUUGACGGGUCGAUCUGAUAGAGAACCAGCUAAAGAUAUAAUAACAAUGAUGAGAGAAUUUCAAGCUGAAAAUGAUCAACGUCAAAUAUUAGUUGAAAAUAAUUUAACAAGAUUAAUAAAUGCAACUGCAAAUCAUGUAAAUUUAUCAACAUCAUCAUCAUCAUCAUCAACAACAACAACUCCAAAUAAACAACAAGAAUCAAUUAAUAAUGAUUCAAAUCAAUCAAAAACAAAUAUAAAUACAUCAGAUUUACGUACUAUUGUUGAUAAAAAUAAAUUACAUAAUAAUACAAUAACACAUCGAUUAACAUCUAAUUCUCUUAAAAUAUUUCGAGGUACAACACAGAAUAUAAAUGGUAAUCUACUAAAAACUCCUAUGCGCAGUAAACAAUGUGAUUCGAUAACAGAUUUAACUGAUUCAAGUCAAAGUCGUUUAACAUUUAAUUCUCCAUCAUUUGUAUCUUCUUCAACAAUUUCAUCAAAAUUACGAGCUAAUAAUGUUCGACUUGGUCGUUCUCAAUCUCAUGCUGAUAUUGUCUUAUCUUCAAAAUAUUCAUCACCACCACGUCAACAACAAUAUCAACGAACUGUUUUAAACGGUUCAAAUCCUAUUGGUGCUUUACCUUCUUCAAACAUCUUUAAUUCAUCUUCCAAUGGUAAUACCAUAUCAACUAUUCCAAAAGGUCCACCAUCUUCGACAACUACUGCUCUAAUGAUGAUUAAUAAACAUUAUUCAAAUAAUUCAUCAUCAUCAUCUUUUCCAACAAUGUCUAAUCAUCAUCAACAACAUUAUAAUACCAAAAAAAAUAAUUUUCUAUCAACUAUCAUGAUGAAAUUGAACGCUCUUAUUGUUUCUAUGAUUGCACUUCUCUUCUUCGGAAUGAUCGUAGAAAAGACAGCUGCUGGUGAUUGUGAUGGUAGUCGAUGUGGUUGUUACAAAGGCUAUUGUUGGGCUUACGUUUAUGAAGGACGUGUUCGAGUAGGUGACUGGUGGUGUUACACUCAAAGAGGAGGUGUAAUGGGAAAACGAUCAGUAUGGCAAGAAUGUUGUUCUGAUAGCGACUGCUUUUGGCAUCGAACCUGUGGCAAUCAUGUUCAAUACAAAGGCGAAGAAGAAGAAUAUCGUACUGUCUGCUGA